Molecule: messenger RNA, 3757 nt
Organism: Linum tenue
Lineage: Eukaryota; Viridiplantae; Streptophyta; Magnoliopsida; Malpighiales; Linaceae
Source: the annotation of a GenBank genome assembly
CUCCACCUGUCAUCAAACAUCCCUUCCCGCUGGACGGUGGUGGACGGUAAAGCAAAAAGCCCAACUAUGUUGAUUUUUCGGUAUUUCAAUUCAAAAGAAUACAGAAUUUUAAACACGAAUUGUGCAGAGACAGUACAAAUGCACCACAACCCCAGCAUCAAGAAAGAAAAAGGAGAGAAACAUCAAAGACUGAAGAGGAGAUUGGGAGAUUGAUCUGUUCUUCACUCUUUCUCUGGUUGCUUCAUCCCUACUCCAUUUGAUCACUCUGCGCCGACCAAUCCGUAUCUCCUCGCCUUUUCCGUAUUCAGCUACUCUAAAAACCCUAGACGACUGCAUCAGACUUGAGGCUGACUGCCCUGUGACUUCCUACCACUGCCCGCCAUGGACGAUGACUGCUGCUCCACCCAGCUGCUUGACGGCGACGGUACAUUCAAUGUCGAAGGACUCGAUCGCUUCGUCUCCACCACCAAGCUCUCUGACUGCGGUCUCUCCUAUGCCGUCGUCGCAAUCAUGGGCCCCCAGAGCAGCGGCAAAAGUACCCUGAUGAAUCAUCUUUUCCAUACCAAUUUCAGGGAAAUGGAUGCCUUCAGGGGAAGGGGUCAAACAACGAAAGGCAUCUGGAUGGCCAAGUGUGUUGGCAUCGAGCCAUUUACGCUUGGGAUGGAUCUAGAAGGAACUGAUGGCAGGGAAAGAGGGGAGGAUGAUACUACUUUUGAGAAACAAAGUGCACUUUUUGCUUUGGCUGUUGCUGAUAUUGUGAUAAUAAACAUGUGGUGCCAUGACAUCGGGCGGGAGCAGGCUGCAAACAAGCCCCUCCUGAAAACUGUUUUCCAGGUCAUGAUGCGUUUAUUCAGCCCUCGCAAAACCACAUUGCUGUUUGUUAUACGGGACAAAACGAAGACUCCACUUGAAUAUCUUGAGCCUAUUCUUAGAGAGGAUGUUCAGAAGAUAUGGGAUUCAGUUCCUAAACCCCAGGCUCACCAAGAUACUCCUCUGAGUGAAUUUUUUAAUGUGGAAGUGACUGCUCUAUCCAGCUUUGAAGAGAAGGAGCAACAGUUUAAGGAGCAGGUUGCUCAACUGAGAGAGCGUUUUUUCCAUUCCAUUUCUCCUGGAGGCUUAGCUGGUGAUAGAAGGGGUGUUGUCCCUGCGUCGGCUUUUGCUUUCAGUGCGCUUCAGAUUUGGAAAAUUAUAAAGGAGAAUAAGGAUCUCGAUCUCCCUGCUCAUAAGGUGAUGGUUGCAACUGUUCGAUGUGAAGAGAUUGGCAAUGAAAAGCUUCGUGACUUGAAGUCCGAUGAGGGAUGGCUGGAAUUGGAGGAAGCUGUUGAAGCUGGUCCAGUAUCAGGAUUUGGGAAGACUGUCAGCUCUAUCCUGGAAAGAUGCCUUUCAGAGUAUGACAUGGAGGCAACUUAUUUUGAGGAAGGAGUGAGAAAUGCAAAACGGGAACAGCUGGAGACAAAAGCAUUGGAUCUGGUUCAUCCUGUUUAUGUUACUUUGUUGGGACAUCUACGUUCUAAAGCACUUGAGGACUUCAAGAGUAGGCUAGAGCAGUCACUUAGCAGAGGCGACGGAUUUGCUGCUUCUGUUCGUGCUUGUACUGAAUCUUCCCUUGUUGAGUUUGAUAAAGGAUUCAAAGAUGCUUCCAUAAAACAAGCCAAUUGGGAUGCUUCAAAAGUUCGGGAAAAGCUUCACCGUGAUAUUGAUACACAUGCUUCAUCUGUUUGCAGUGCCAAGUUGUCUGAAAUGACAGCAAAGUAUGAGAAUAAACUCACUGAAGCUCUGAGUCAUCCUGUAGAAUCCCUCUUUGAGUCUGGUGAAAAGGACACAUGGGUUUCAAUCAGAAAGCUUCUAAAACGUGAAACAGAUGCUGCUGUAGCGGAGUAUUCCACUGCUGUUGUUGGUUUUGAAUUGGAUGAAGCUACAGUUGAUGCACAAGUGCAGAACUUGAGGGACUUUGCAAGAAAUGUAGUGGAGAAAAAAGCAAGAGAAGAUGCUGGGAAGGUUUUGAUACGUAUGAAGGAUAGAUUUUCCACAGUUUUCAACCAUGAUAAUGAUUCAAUGCCGAGGGUUUGGACUGGAAAAGAGGACAUCAGAGCCAUAACGAAGGAUGCGCGAUCUGCGUCCUUGAAACUUCUCUCAGUCAUGGCUGCAGUACGUUUGGAUGAGAAACCAGAUAAGAUUGAGAAUGUACUUGUCUCCUCCCUCAUGGAUGGUGCUAUUACUACUCAAUCUUCUCAAAACAGAGGUGUUGGACCUACUACUGACCCUCUAGCUUCAAGUUCCUGGGAAGAGGUUCCUCCAAAAAAUACAGUAAUUACACCAGUUCAGUGCAAGUCUUUGUGGAGGCAGUUUAAAUCAGAGACAGAGUAUACCGUUACCCAAGCAAUUUCCGCUCAGGAGGCUCACAAACGAAAUAACAAUUGGUUACCUCCUCCAUGGGCAAUUGCUGCAAUGCUCAUCCUUGGUUUCAAUGAGUUCAUGCUUUUGUUGAAGAACCCCCUUUACCUAAUGGUUCUGUUCGUUGGAUACUUGCUCUCGAAGGCCUUAUGGGUACAGCUGGAUGUUGCUGGGGAGUUUCGACAUGGCCCGGUGGCUGGGUUACUGUCCAUAUCAUCCAGGUUUCUUCCAACAAUCAUGAAUCUUCUAAAGCGACUCGCUGAAGAAGCUCAAGGUCAAGGCCAGCAGCAGCAGCAUCAAACACCAACAGCACAAAAACCAUAUACAGUAGAUUCACAUAGUUUCAAGCAUGAAAGUUCCAGUUCGAAUCCAACAUCCACUGUGAUUUCAGAUUCUUCUGUAUCCUCAUCCAAUGUCUCGUACUCUGAUAGUGGGAUGGAGUACUCGAGCCCAAGCCAGAUGCACAGGCGGAGUUCGAAGGGUGAGGUAGAGCAAUCCUGAUGUUUCACUGCAGUUACUACUAUGUCUGCUUCAUUUUUUGAGUGGGCAGACAAGUCAAGCGUGCAUCACCAGAUACAUUUAGGAUUCCCCGAAUGUCUGUAAUCUCAGAACGAAUAAGUUAGGAAUAUCUUUGUGUGUGUUUGCUGAGUCUGGAACCGUGAUCUCCAAACUUUUGUAUGACAAUUUGAGUAUUGUUCGUUCUGAGCAUCGCUGAAAAAGGAAAGAAGUUUCCACUUUUUCUUUUGUUUUGUUUUGGUAUGAGAACUUUACACAUGUAAGUUUGGAUUGGAAGUUUGGAACAUAUUGUACGAUUCAGUUUAUACCUCAAGAAGAAAAGUUGUCAUGCCAUUCAGGAGGAUCGUGCAGCCAGUCAGCAAUGCAGGUGUGCUUCACAGCACCUUGGCUGGCAACCUUGCGACAUGAUGCAAGUAUGCUUCCGGUAGUAAAAUGAUAUUACAACCGAGUAUACGCUCCGAUUAUGUACAAGGAUGUGUAAACUGCAUCUACAGAUUUUGAGAACCAGACCAUCGCUUCUUUAGUAGUUUUGUCACGGUCAAAUCUGCUCCUCCAAACCCGUCCAUUAUUGCAUUCGCUGACGGGAACUCAGCUCUAGACGUCAAACUGUAAGGAAAGAACCAACAAGGCAAGUCAGUAAUAGAUCGAGUACAAUUGACAAGAUAGGUUCCACUUAUGUAAAACUAGAAUGCCACUCAGAGUAAAACGAGGUAUUAUAACCAAUGUACUUGGAGCAAGAGUUUUACCAACCUCUCAGAUGAACUACUACCAACUACCAAGCUCUACUUUUAACUUCAACAUCGAUGCAACUUCUUCGGCAACCCUCUGUUUCUAAUCGGAAGCUGAU